Wyeomyia smithii (pitcher-plant mosquito) is the source of this 1472-nucleotide messenger RNA. Its product is annotated as galectin-4-like. The transcript has 3 exons. Gene Ontology annotation, molecular function: carbohydrate binding; galactoside binding. Bases 394 to 864 code for a protein of 156 amino acids. The record is from RefSeq and is a predicted model, not a curated record. NCBI's taxonomy places the organism in Eukaryota, Metazoa, Arthropoda, Insecta, Diptera, Culicidae.
GGUUCCAAUAUUUUGCUUGUUAUUUUUCGGUCAUAGAAAAAUGGCGUCUUUUCAUAGGCCUGAUUCCAACGCAUUCGACUGUUUACGGUGGGCGUACUAACAACAUUAACAACCACCGCUCUGUGAUGGUGGUAGUGUGUCGGAGUUGCAAGUGGCACCGUUUGAUGGAAAACCAAAACAAAAAUAUUUUCCUCCCGCGACCCACUCCUAACCCAAAAACGCAUUGGCAAUUGUAACGUGACGGCACUAUCAACCAUUCAGUUGGACUCCGUCAGUGGUACGUGCCUUCGUGUAGUGUAGGUUGUGCCUUCUUCGAAUGAAGACUUUUUCGUGCCAGUAGUAAUAAUUAGUUCUAAAAAGUGUCCUUCCCGUUGUGGUUGUGCAGCAAUCGAAAUGAGUGUCCGUCCGUUCGUAGCGCAGCUUCCUCGAAGUCCACAACAUGAUGACGAAAUUUUGAUACGGGGAAAACUUAAAAGCGAUGCUAGAGCGUUCUCUAUCAACUUCUGUCUGCCACGACCCGACCAGGUACCCGCCAAACAAACGCCCCCACACAUCGCUUACCAUUUUAAAACCAUUUUCCACGACGACGGCAGCAGUGCCGUGAUUCACAACUGGAAGAACCUCGUCUGGCAGGCGGAGGACGUCUACGAGAACUACUGGAUGUUGGACCGCAACGAAAAGUUUACUCUUAUUAUCCGAUUCCACGAGGAGGUGUUCAAGGUGUUUGCGGAAGACACGCAGCACACCCCCGAGUACGAGUUUGCCCACCAGCUUCCAUUCAGCAUGAUCCAAUCGAUUGAGCUCUGGGAUGAUAUCGAGUACGUGGAGGAAAUUGCUUUUAAGUAUAAAAAUAAAGGGUUCUAAACAUUCGGUAGCAAUUUCGCUGUUUGUUUAUGUUACGAACACGAAUUAAUUUCCUAGAGUCGGCAUACGCGUCCAAAGCAUGGUGGCGAUUAGCACGUCUUCUAGUCAUUUUCAGGAGUCGUUAAUCGAAACGACCCCUUCGACAUGUGUCUAAUGUAGUCAUUGUGGCAGCAGCAUUUUUACAAAGUAAGAAGAAGGGAGCACCCACAUCACACAAGCGCAGCUUUACCUGCCGCACCAGCCAUAUAGUUCAUAUGCCUCGCCAAUCGAAUUUUAUCGCAAAACAAGCACAAUACGCUUCUAUCUAUGUCAGUCUAUCAGUAUCAACCGUGUGUACGGUAAAUAAAUGUAUGCAUAAAAAAUACCAGUGUAAGUAGUGGUCAAUAGCAAAUGACAAGGACACAAUCAAUUGUAUGUGCCUUUCCACUCAAACAAAUUAAAAUUUAUCAGCUUAUCAAGUGUUAUAUACAAUCUACAGUGUAUUACAGUUCGUUAUCAGGACGGUUCACAAAGAACUGGUAGGCUUUUUACACUAUUGAAUGACGUCCUAAUAGAAGUGUGGAUUCCGCAGAACAAUUAAACGUAUUUAACGAAGUAAACCUGUACAA